Molecule: messenger RNA, 1301 nt
Organism: Andrographis paniculata
Lineage: Eukaryota; Viridiplantae; Streptophyta; Magnoliopsida; Lamiales; Acanthaceae
Product: hypersensitive-induced reaction 1 protein
Exons: 6
Coding region: 153-1007 (284 amino acids)
Source: RefSeq, a predicted model, not a curated record
AUACGCGCCGGCACGCCAUCCCUUUCCCAAUCGCUAUAUAAAUAUCCCGAAUUGUGUCUUCCAUUCCCAUUCCCUGACAGCUGGUUGCGACGACCUCAGUGGAUUCCAAUUCUGCAAGUCCAAUCCGCCCAUUCGAUUUCAGUUUCGCUGAUAUGGGAAAUUUAUUGGGCUGUGUUCAAGUGGACCAAUCCACUGUUGCCAUUAAGGAGCGAUUCGGAAAAUUCACGGAUGUCUUAGAGCCCGGCUGCCAUUGUUUACCUUGGUGUCUCGGAAGCCAGCUGGCCGGCCAUCUCUCGCUCCGCCUGCAGCAGUUAGAUGUUCGUUGCGAGACCAAGACAAAGGACAAUGUGUUCGUCAAUGUUGUUGCUUCGGUGCAGUACCGUGCCCUUGCUGAUAAAGCGAGCGACGCUUUUUACAAACUUAGCAACACUAGAACCCAAAUUCAGGCCUAUGUCUUCGAUGUGAUAAGAGCCAGCGUUCCGAAACUCAACCUUGAUGAUGCUUUUGAGCAGAAGAAUGAAAUUGCUAAGGCUGUCGAGGACGAACUUGAGAAGGCCAUGUCGGCUUAUGGAUACGAAAUUGUUCAGACACUGAUUGUUGACAUAGAACCAGACGAACAUGUCAAGAGGGCGAUGAAUGAAAUUAAUGCUGCUGCAAGGCUGAGAGUGGCGGCUAAUGAAAAAGCCGAGGCUGAAAAGAUUUUACAAAUCAAGAGAGCCGAGGGAGAAGCAGAGGCUAAACACCUCUCGGGCUUGGGCAUUGCUCGUCAGCGUCAAGCAAUUGUGGAUGGAUUGAGAGACAGCGUGCUCGGGUUUUCGGUUAAUGUUCCGGGGACCACUGCAAAAGAUGUCAUGGAUAUGGUUCUCGUCACUCAAUACUUCGACACAAUGAAAGAGAUCGGGGCCUCUUCCAAGUCUUCUUCUGUCUUCAUCCCUCAUGGCCCCGGCGCUGUCCGCGAUGUCGCCAGUCAGAUCCGCGACGGACUUCUCCAGGCUUCCCAGCAUUGAUUGCUCCUGUUGUUUCACUCUCCUCCGGUUGGAAUAAGGUGUGUCUAUACUUUUGAUAUUUCUUUGUGUUCUUCGAUUCUGCCGAGUGAUAUAUAUACAUGUGUGUAAAAUAUAUAGAUUAUUUUGUUGUGCUGUUGAAGAAAUCUUGUGAAAUAUAUUGCUAUGUUUGUCGAAAAACUGUACAUUGUUUCUCAAUUGUUGUGAAAAUGUUUUUUUUUUCGAGAUUUUUUUGAAUAUUUGGAAUGUUUGUUGUAUACAAGUCGAAGUUAUUACGUUUGUUUUUAUCGAUUAUUA